AUGUCGAGAUGCCCAGAUUUAUGCCGCCGUGACAACCCAAGCCACUCACAUCACACCACCACAAUGACGACAGUAGCUCCAACGCAGACCAUCCCAGUAAAGGUACUGAAGAAGUCAUCCAGGCCAAAGGACAAUUGGUACUACUGGGAAGAUGUCGCUCACGACCUCGACGGCAUCAGUCUGCCAAAAAGCGUCAAGGACGAGAUCCUGGCCUGCUCUCUCGAAUACACCAGAACUGUGAUACCUCACUGGACGAAUCGUGCCCGAUAUGUCGCUUUCAUGCGGAUCAUAAUCAUGGGCAUCAUUGCUGAGUUCAAAGGUGAUCUCCUCGACGUUACCAAAGGCGACAACGUCCUGAAUUACAGCCUUGAUGGGGUCCUGUCCGAUCUCUUCACCGGCACACCCGAUCCAGCUGGCAUGGCUCGCGAGUAUAAAACCUUCUUGCUAUGCUCCGGAGACAAGUCCAGCGGCAGGAGAAGUGGCGAGUUCUUCCGACGAUACGUGAACAACCUCGCCCAUUCCCCACGACGGUACUUCCGCAUGCGCGACAGCGAUGCUUUGUGUCGCUUCACAAUCGCUGUCGCGCUAGCCUGUGGGGACCAUGACGACGUGUGGUUCACCAACGAGCAGUUCGACUUUCUUGCGGAGCUUGGCGACACUAUGUACGAUGCGGUGUCCUUUUUCAAGCAUAGGAGCGAGGGUGAGACGAACAGUACUUUCGCUUAUGCCCCAUCAGACUUGCGCGUCGCUGCCUUCAAACAGUGCCGUGAGGUGUUGUGGGCACUGAAUGCAGCCUGGAAUGAUCGACCGGAAAUGGCAUGUGUGACGAGCUUCCUGCGCUACUUCGGCGGUCCACUGCAUAUGAUGAUGCGAAGGUAUCGUUAUGUCGAGGAGGAUAUGACGAUGGGCCGUGAGGAGGACUCCGAAAUCGUUGAUCAGACGCGCAACAAUUACAAGCUGUGGAAUCGUAUCGAUGCCAGCAAGCAGCGAGAUCAGGAUGCGGACAGUGUCGAGAAGAAGCGAUAUGAGAAUAUCGUUGCUCAUGGCGACUCGUUGUUGUUUCCGGGCUUGGCGAGAUGGCUGGAGGAUGAGGGCGAAGGCCACUGCGACACCUGCUUAUAUCGUCCUUCAUACGGUGCAGAGACAACGCAUUGCUUUGGCGGAGUCGAGCUGUGCGAGAGCUGCCGGCCACAGUGGCGGGACCAUGUACUCAGCUUUCGCGAACGUGCUGCGAAAGUCUUUCCGGAACUUCGACCAGUGUACAAGAGAGCGGCUGAGGAUAUAAUAGCACCAGCAUCAAAGCGAACCUGCGUGGAAGCGACAAAAGCGGCGACAGAAAACGCUCCUGCCAGCCCAGACAGCGGUGUAUGCGUUUAA
Fulvia fulva is the source of this 1377-nucleotide messenger RNA. RefSeq names its product Alpha-ionylideneethane synthase aba3. Lineage: Eukaryota; Fungi; Ascomycota; Dothideomycetes; Mycosphaerellales; Mycosphaerellaceae. The record is from RefSeq and is a predicted model, not a curated record. Bases 1 to 1377 code for a protein of 458 amino acids. The transcript has 2 exons.